This is a messenger RNA of Magallana angulata, 1461 nucleotides long. Its product is annotated as ATP-dependent helicase wrn-1-like. Gene Ontology annotation, biological process: double-strand break repair via homologous recombination; telomere maintenance. Gene Ontology annotation, cellular component: nucleus; cytoplasm; nucleoplasm. The record is from RefSeq and is a predicted model, not a curated record. The transcript has 2 exons. Bases 89 to 952 code for a protein of 287 amino acids. NCBI's taxonomy places the organism in Eukaryota, Metazoa, Mollusca, Bivalvia, Ostreida, Ostreidae. Gene Ontology annotation, molecular function: four-way junction helicase activity; nucleic acid binding; 3'-5' DNA helicase activity.
UCUAGCGAGUUUUACGAGUUACUGUUCCUUGCGGUAAAAAUUUUAGCCAAUCAGAUUGCGCGUAACAUAUAACGCACUGUUUACAAAAAUGGAUUUGACAGAGGAAAAGAGAAAGGAGAUCGAAUCAACAUUUAACGUGUCGUCUCUUAGAGAAAAUCAAGUCAGUGGAAUAAAAGCAAUAUGUAACGGAAAAGAUGUUUUUGUAGGAUUAAAAACAGGUAGUGGAAAGUCGAUUUUCUACGAGAGUUUACCCAUUGUUUAUCCAUCUGCCAUCAUUAUUGUUAUCACAGCCCUCGUCUCGAUAAUGAAGGAGCAAACCCAGAGACUAUGCAAAUUAGGUUUCAAGGCAACAUAUAUUGGACGUGAUCCCACAGACUACGCAAUUAACGAGGGAAUAUUCAAGUUCAUAUUUGCCAGUCCUGAGGCGCUAGUUGGUGACAGGAAAUGGAGAGAUGUAGUAGCAAACUUAAGGGACAGAAUAAAGGUUAUCGUAGUAGACGAGGUACACACCGUCGUACAGUGGGGUGAGGGAAACAAACACCAUGAGGCCUUCAGGGAACACUUUAGCCACAUAGGAGAACUUCCCGCCAUUUGCCCUAAUGUUCCGAUAGCAGCUUUAACUGCAACUUCCGGUCCAUUACAGAGCCGUAAAAUUAUGAAGAGUUUGUGCCAUAGGACAUCGGAAACUGUGGUUAUAUCAGAGUCGCCAGACAGGAAAAAUAUCAAGAUGUCCUCGAUAUGUAUACCAAACAACAGUGACAUUGAAGAGGUCCUCAGUUGGUUAAUAGAUGAGUUUGAAGCCAAAAAAGAUGCACUUCCAAGACAUAUAAUUUUCGCUGAAUCUAUAACUGACGUCUCUGAAAUAUAUUCAAUAUUUCGGAAGCGAAUUGGUAUUGAUAAAAGUGAAACCUACGAGAUGUUCAACAGCAAAACUGUGGAAGGCAGGAAAUAACAAAUUAGAUCUGAUAUGACCAAAGAAGGCAAAAUUCGAAUCUUAAUUUGUUCGAACUCAGCUGGGAGGGGUGUAAAUUUCUUUGGGGUUCAUAAUGUUUUUCACUAUGGCCUUCAAAGAGAGAUGGAUACUCUGGUUCAGCAGAUGGGUAGAGCAGGAAGGGACAGUGAACCAUCACAUGAACUGAUUAUAUAUAAGUGCCAUAAGGGACAAUUAAAACAAGUAGAAGAGGAACUUGUGCAAUUAGCAAAAGACUCGCAGUGUAGACGUGACAUUUUAUGCGCUUCAUAUGGAAGCAAAAUUGAGUUGAUCCAAUGCACAUGUGCUGUGAUAUUUGUGAAAAACUUUGCAAAUGUGAACUAAAUGAUUGUCCCAACACUCAUCCUGCACUUCUGUUUGAAUUGCAAGAAGAUCCACCUGAUCAAAUGAGCCGAGAUGUUAAUUCAUCAGACAUGGUACUUUUAAGACAGAAAUUGGAUGCAUUAAAAUUCAAACUGUCCAACUUUUCA